AUGCAGCUCAGCGGCCUUCUCCAGCUCGUAGUUCGUUUGGCCUUGGAUCUCGAGACACGCUUGGUUUCUGUUGAACGUCUGCAGGCUUACAUUCGCCUGCUGCGCAGUGAACGCAGCACCACAAUGGCCCUCAGCGCCCGAGAGCAGCAGCUGAACUUUGAUCUUUCACCAACUACUUCAGAAAACUCUUCUAAGCUGUGGUGGCCCUCUGCCGGACGGAUCAGCUUUCGAGCGGUGUCUCUGCGCUAUCGGGCAAAUCUGCCGCUCGCAUUGAAAAAUGUUACCUUUGACGUGGCCGGCGGGUCAAAGGUGGCGAUUGUGGGGCGAACCGGGGCCGGUAAGAGCAGCAUCACCUAUGCACUCUUUCGUCUGGUGGAAAUAGCCAGCGCUGAAAAAGGCGAUGAAAAUUCGGGAAUCUUCAUCGACGGCGUCGACAUUCGCGCCGUCCCGCUGGAGGUACUGCGUUCGCGGCUGACCAUCAUUCCACAGGACCCGGUCCUCUUCACCGGAAGUUCAAUUCGCAAGAACCUCGACCCUCGGGGCAAGGCCAGCGAGGAGCAGCUGCUUUCAGUGUUGGAGGCAGUUGGACUGAGGGAGAAGGUGGAGCGGCAGUGUAGGGGCGGCCUGGAUGAGCCGAUUGCGGCGGGAUCGGCUGGAUCGGUUCAGCAGCCAAAGAAUUCUCAGCAGCAGCAAAGGAGUUCGGGAACAAG
Rhagoletis zephyria (snowberry fruit fly) is the source of this 710-nucleotide messenger RNA. Lineage: Eukaryota; Metazoa; Arthropoda; Insecta; Diptera; Tephritidae. The record is from RefSeq and is a predicted model, not a curated record.